AUGGUCGGUCCAGGCGGCGGCCCACCACGCAAGAGCCACACCAAAUCCCGUAACGGCUGCAAAACAUGCAAGAGGAGACACAUUCGAUGUGAUGAGACCUUCCCGCAAUGCCGCAAUUGCACAAAGCACAACUGCCGCUGUGACUACCAGGAUACGGCUGCCACACAAGGUGGUAGCCCCCCCGCGCCACGCGGUCCCGACCUCCUCAUUUCACCAGAGAUCGAAAUGGAAAUAGAUAGUUGGCAUCGUACAGGUGUGCCUCCGUAUCCGGAGCUCCUGCAGUGCCCACGAUCUGGGUGGUCUGGCUUGUCGCGAAAUGAUUUACGCCUGAUUCACCAUAUAAUCGGGCUUUCGAUUGACUUGCAUCGUCGAGGGUUGAGUGGUUGCACUGUGUGGGCACAGAAGAUGCCUAAUUUCCUGGCUAUCUCGCUCGGGAACGACUUCGUUAUGAGCUCUAUCUUGAGCUUUUCGGCAUUUCACCUUGCUUUUCUUACGCGAGACCAGGAGACUAAGCAGCUGGCUUUCCGUCAUAGAGUCACGGCUCUCCACGGAUUGCAGACCGCUCUGGGCUCCUUCUCGAAGGAGAACUGCGAUGCAAUCCUCGCGGCUUCUGUUCUUUUAUCAUGGCAGGCCACAGACCAUCAAAGUUGGGCAUCUUUGCAGCACGGCAUCUCUAGCGUCCUAGAAUCCAUGCAUCCAUACUGGAAACAAGAGUCAGACAUUGCACAGUUGAUAGAAAACCAACGAGCACUGAGCACAACAGAUGGUCCAAUGGCUGGAGUCUACCAACCCCUCGACGAAGACAUGGUACAUCUAGACCAAACGAUCCAGGCCCUCCGAUUGACACGGAAACGCACUUCCCACAAUCUUGAGCACUCUCAACGCCUAGGAGAACUCAUCGAAUUCACCCAGAAAUUCCGUGAUGACUUCCCCAACCAAACAACCGAACAGUCAUUCGAAAGCAUCCAAACCCUCCGGCGCUGGCUCUUCUGGCUCCCACCCUCCAUGCUCCGAAGUAGCGAAUCAGAAAUCAGCGCCCUUCCAAUCCUAGCCCAAUUUUUCGCCGUCGGCAUCUCUCUCGACCGCUUCUUCCCAGAGCUAGGUGGCGCAUACCUAGGCGCCCUAUUCAUCGGUCCUAUCGAAGAGAUGUACCGUAUAAUAGCCACCCACAACGCCGCAGACCCCUUCAACACCGAGCUGCGUCUGGCCCUAGAACUCAUGGACCUGCCCCGCGGUAUUGUUGCCCGCUAUCGCGGCCGCGUACCCCUCUCCUGGUCUCCCCGCUCAUCAGUCGACCAAUACUCCCCCGGCCCGCCUAGCCCUUUCCACCAUAAUCUACACGAGUAUCCGCUCGUCGCCUCUUCCUCGCCCGCUUCCGCAUCACCUUCUUAUGCCGCUUAUACCCCGCCUCUGCAUUCCCCUCCUGCCGUCACUAUUGCCAACCCUGCCUUCCCCAUCCAAGAUGGCUAUGUACCCGCUACAUCCUCGCAUUCUCUAUAUCCGCCCUCCCCACAGCUCCUCGAUAACCACGACGUACACAUCGGUCUCUCGGAUCUGGGACAUGGCCAUGUCCAUCCGCAUCAUGCUUCCAUUUCUCAUUCCGCGGCUUACACCCCGCCGUAUGGUGAUGUGCUGUGCGCCGGUUUGCCGCGCGCGGAUGGCACACUUGGUCUCAACAUGGAGGUUUAUCCACAGACACAUCAGUUUGAAGUGCCGGGCUUGGCUACUCCCGCUUCACUUUGGACUUGA
This is a messenger RNA of Penicillium verrucosum, 1749 nucleotides long. Its product is annotated as putative C6 transcription factor RosA-like. Gene Ontology annotation, molecular function: DNA-binding transcription factor activity, RNA polymerase II-specific; zinc ion binding. The record is from RefSeq and is a predicted model, not a curated record. Gene Ontology annotation, biological process: regulation of transcription by RNA polymerase II. NCBI's taxonomy places the organism in Eukaryota, Fungi, Ascomycota, Eurotiomycetes, Eurotiales, Aspergillaceae. The transcript is spliced from 4 exons. The coding region runs from base 1 to 1749 and encodes 582 amino acids.